AUAUUUUAAAUAAUAUCAACAAGAAAACUCUGUUUUUUCUUACUCUUUACAUAUAUAUAUAUAUAUAAGAGCGUCAUGAAAAGCUGAAAACUAUACAACCCACCAAACAGCUGAAGCUGAUUCACUUGGUCCAGCUACCGAUCGAGAACAUGGCAGAUAAAUAUCGAUCCUAUUUGGAUGAAGAAGAAAAUAAAAAUACCAAAUGGAGGUUCGGUGUUCGUCCUAAUUAUGAUGUUGUCAAUAAGCUCUUCGAAGAAGGCAGAACUAAGGUCUGGCCUCCAGGGUCACUUGAAGAAAUGGUACAGAACCUCGUUAAGACAUGGGAAAUGGAGCUUUUCCACAAAGCUUGCCCUGAUGACUACAAGACCCUUGAUCCAAACAAGUUCACUUACAGUCUUAAUGGUGGAAAACCAUUGAGUUUGGAAGAUGUAAGAAAGAUAGGAGGAGGCUACAACGCACAUCUCCAAACCUCAUUGCCAGAUCAAUAUCGGGUCUACAACCCAUCCGAGGAAAACUCAAACUCAUCUCAGCUGAUUUUCACAACCACUUUCCCACGAGGGUUUGCUGUGGAAAUUCUUCAGGUCUACACCGGACCACCAUUGAUUGUGUUCAAGUUCAGGCACUGGGGACACAUGGAAGGUCCUUUCAAGGGCCAUGCUCCUACUGGGGAGCUCAUUGAACUCAUUGGAAUGGCCAUUUUCGAGUUGGAUGAGAAUAAUAAAAUGGUGAAGGUGGAGUUCUUUUUUGACCGCGGAGAAUUGCUCGGAGGACUUGUGAAAGGGGCAACAACUGGACUUGAUGAGGCUGCUGCAGGUGCUGCUUCAAGCUGCCCUGUUCUCAAGAACACAGGAUAGAAAUUCCAAUGAGAAACUCAAAUCUCACUCUUGUUGUUAAAUCCUUGUAUUGCUUAUUAAACCAUAAAAUAAAAUGACGGACUUUGUUA
Messenger RNA from Ziziphus jujuba (common jujube), 943 nucleotides. RefSeq names its product pathogen-related protein. NCBI's taxonomy places the organism in Eukaryota, Viridiplantae, Streptophyta, Magnoliopsida, Rosales, Rhamnaceae. The transcript has 4 exons. The record is from RefSeq and is a predicted model, not a curated record. Bases 150 to 854 code for a protein of 234 amino acids.